AUGGGAAAUGCCUCGUGCUGCAAAUCGGACACCGCCCCAGGCGUAGAGGCGACAGUGGAUGCGAAGCCCGCUCUGGACAGUUCUUUGAAUGCCCUGCCCACCGUGACCGGCGGGAAAACCGACAAGGAGAGACUCUACAGCAUCAAGCUUGUGAAGUCGGGAGGCCUGAAACUCGGGCUGGAUGUCGACUACAUGGCGGAGCGCUCUGUGCUGCCGAUCAUGUCAGUGACCGGCGGAGUGGCAGAGAAGUGGAACCAAGACAAUCCCGAGAUGCAAAUCCGAAAAGGGGAUAGCAUUGUGGAGGUAAAUGGCACGACUGGUGACGUCGCCCAAAUGCUCGACAAGUGCAAGACGGACGUAGAGCUGGAGCUGACGCUGUGCCGCUGCCUGAACUACGACCACUUGGUGGCUGACUUAGAGAAGCUGGUCUCGGCCAAGAACUGUGGGCCGAUCAUGAUCCGUCUUUCUUGGCAUGAUGCUGGUGUCUUCAAUGGUGCCGAUGGCUGCCCCAACGCAGCAAUGCGCUUGGCCGGCAGCGGCGAACAUUCGUUAGGGGCGAAUGCAGGGCUGCCACAGGUGGCACUUGCGCUUCUCGCUCCCAUCACAGAGAAGUACGUCCCGCGACUCAUUUCUCAUGCCGAUCUUUGGGCUUUGGCUGCCAAUGUUUCCAUCAAGGCAAUGGGGGGACCCGAGAUUCCGACCCGGUUUGGUCGGCUUGACGCACACCAUGCGUCCGACGGGGUCUCAUCAGCCGAGGGGCGCCUUCCGGAUGGGGACAAGGAUGCCAAGCACAUCAGAGAUAUAUUCGGCCCCAAGGGCUUCGAGGACCGUGACAUGGUCGCGCUGUCGGGUGCACACACGGUCGGGAUGUGUCAUGGCGAUCGCUCUGGCUUUGAGGGUCCAUGGACUGAUGACAAGCUCCUGUUCGAUAACUCCUAUUUCAAGGACUUGCUCCAGAGGCCGUGGACGAAGGAGACGAACCGGCACGGAAAACAACAGUACAGGUCGGGUGAAAACAUGAUGCUCACAACGGACAUGGCAUUGGUAGAAGAUCCGGCCUUCAAGCAGCACGUGGAGCGGUAUGCGGCAGACCAGAAAAGUUGGUUUGACGACUUCGCAAAGGCCUGGGUCCGGCUUCAGGAGUUCAACAGCGGUGAGUUGCGUGACAUACUGUGA
Messenger RNA from Symbiodinium sp. CCMP2592, 1176 nucleotides. The record is from the annotation of a GenBank genome assembly. Lineage: Eukaryota; Dinophyceae; Suessiales; Symbiodiniaceae.